Penicillium chermesinum is the source of this 1593-nucleotide messenger RNA. RefSeq names its product J domain-containing protein. Gene Ontology annotation, biological process: protein refolding. Lineage: Eukaryota; Fungi; Ascomycota; Eurotiomycetes; Eurotiales; Aspergillaceae. The coding region runs from base 1 to 1593 and encodes 530 amino acids. The record is from RefSeq and is a predicted model, not a curated record. Gene Ontology annotation, cellular component: cytoplasm. The transcript is spliced from 2 exons.
AUGUCCUCUCCAGAUAUAGACCCAUAUGCCACCUUGGGAGUCCCCAAGGAGGCUUCCAUUACAGAGAUUCGAGCCGCCCAUCGCAAACGGGUGCUCAAGUGCCACCCAGACAAGAUUCAAGAUGAGUCACAACGAAUGAUUGCCCAAGACGAAUUCCAGCGGGUGCAACAAGCCUACGAACUCCUCUCAGACGAAACUCGACGGGAUCGCUACGACAAAAAAGUUCGACUGGCUGAGCUCAAACGAGAUGUCGCCGAGCAAAGGAGACGAACAGGCGAGUCAGCAUACGCAGUACCGCGAAGUGGUUCAUCGCGUGAGUUUCGCGAAGGCCAUGUGGUGGAAGAACGGGCGCCAAUGGAAUCCUUCCUCGACGAGGAGUUCCGAUUCACAGACGAACCCCGACCAAUGCACCGCAAGACCAACGAUUACGAGAGACGACCGAAGACUAAGACAGAAGAGAAGAAGAAGACUCGCGCUCCACCGACCAGUGAGCGAGCAGCGAAGGAGCAGGUCCGGGAGAGCACCAAAGCCUCACAUUCGGAGCGACAACGACAACGCGAUCGGGAACGACAGAGACAGACCUCCGAGAAGUACUACGAUUACAGUCGCUACAUAUCCGACGAAAGCGAGUCUGAAUCAGAGGUUUCCGAGUACGAAUAUGUUCGCAUGAAGAAACAGCCGUCUCGCCGUACUCGCGAGUCGCGCUCUCGCCCAGCAGAGUCUUCUCGUCGCCGAGAGCAUGUCUAUGAAGAUGCUCAGUACAGAACCGAAUACAAGCCCGAAUACAAGCCGGAGUAUAAAAGUGCUACUCGAGCUGCAGAAGAUUACAUCGAACGUACGAAGUACGGCGGUGUGCCAGAUGACCCCAUCCGCUCUUCGCGGUCUCCACAACGACGCCGUGGUUAUGAUUCGGUCGAACCAGAGAUUUCGGCUUCGCGGCGCGCGGGGCGCUCUUCGUACGAGAACCUGGAUUCGCCUUCGCGGAACUACGAGAGCAAGCCUCCCAAGAUGCCUUCGGUUGCUACCCAACCCAUCAAUAAGGCAUCACUGCGUCCCUCGCUACUUUCUACCCGAUCGGCCAAUGCCGCUGGCACUGCUUUCACAAGGCCUAAGGCAUCAGGUCGUGAUAAUGACGUUCUCGCCAAGAUGGCGGCGGAACCCAUCCCACGAUCGUCAAAGAAGUACGAAUCGGCCCACUCAAGUCCCUGCACCACUCCCGAAAUCCCCCAAGCCUCUCCCAAGGUUACAACCCGUUACACUAUCGAACCUACCAUAAUCGAACCCUCCAAAUCGAAAUACCGCACCGCAUCUCCCUCCCGCCGCGAGCGUGAGCGUGAUCGUGAGCCCCGCACAGCGCCUCCAAAACGUGCCAGUACUUAUGACUACAAAUCUGAAAGUUCUCCUCGCAUUGAGGUCCGUCAGGUCCGUCCUACCAGACCCCAUGGAGAUGUUGAAUACUCUCCCCGUGUCAGGCGGGAGGAUGUCAAGUUCGCCCAGGAGAUUCGGCCUACGGACGCAACGACCUCAAGUCGCUCCUACUAUGGUGAGCAACCACACCGUCAAGCCCCGAGACGGAUGGCAACCUAUGCUUAG